AAUUUAUCAAGAGUUCAUUGAUACACCUAUAACAGCCACACCCGAGGCAGAACCUUAUCAUACUCGAGACGUUGAGUUCCCAGGUGUCGCUAUUUGCAGCAUUAACAGAAUAAGUCUCCGGAAGGUGACAGAAUUGGCGACUGAAAUGUAAGCAAUAACCGAGCAUAAAAUAAACACAAGUACGGGAGACACGAGAACGUAGCAUUGUUUUUAGGGAUAGGACUUGUACCUAAUUCAUAAUCAAACAACAGGAUUUAGCAUUGUCGCCUGCAAUGUGGAAAAUUGUAUCGCACAGGCAAUUUCGAUAAUUGCACUCGAAACACUCGCGCGCGCGCGCGUGUGUGUGUAUGUGUGUUUAUUUGUAAUUAAAUUAAGCAAGAAAUACAAGCAGUAAAGAGCAUAAACGUGAUCCAAAUAAUGUAUAAAAGCGGGGAGUUAGUUCUAGAGAUCCUUAAAGUUUCUCUAGAAUUAACGAACAAAUUUUCUUUUGAAAAUGUUCCAAUGUGCUUUCACGAAGACAUUUCAAUCAAUUCGGAGACAGAUAUAACGCCAAUAUUUCUAACCUGACUCUCGACGAAACGCUCGGAGCACUCUGGACGCUCGGUGGUUUUUACGAGUCACCGUACGCGGAAGCUGAUAAUUACACCCAGGUUACUCUACUUCUCUCCGAGUUUUACAACGAUGACUAUAAUAUCACUGACCUUAUGAUGAGCCUGACUCCGGAAUGCUCGGAAAUGCUCGUGCUUUGUAAGUUUCAAAACGAGAAGGAAAAUUGUUCAGACAUAUUCACGCUAAGUCGAACGGAGUUUGGAUUCUGUUGCACUUUCAAUUACAUCCCGGACGACAUGCUCGAAUCUGAGAAAAAAGCACGGCGGGUAGAAAACACGGGCAGAGAAAACGGGUUAACGUUGGUAUUGGAUUCAACUACGGAUGAUUAUUUCUAUCCCAUUUUGGCUACUACUGGCUGGAAGGUUAUGGUAUUCGACCCAAACGAUUACCCCGACAUGAGUACCGGCGGUGUGAUGGAGUUUCUGCUCGCUCCAUUAGCCGAGAAAGACGUGGUACUGAAUGUAGUCGCAUUACGCAGCAGCGAAAAUAUUCGGUCGUAUCCUAUCGACAAACGCGGAUGCUACUUUCCGGACGAAAGACCAUCGAUUUCCAUCACUUACACCGCCAGCGAUUGUAUACUAGCCUGCAAAAUAGAAGAUAUAUGGAAUAACUGCAAGUGCAGACCAUUCUUUUACCUCCAGCCACGGCCAACGGAACCCUCCAUCAAGAUUUGCACAACAGAAGACUUACCGUGUCUGAGGAAAUACAGAAAUAAAAGAUUUUACAUAGUACCUUAUCCAGAUGAAACAUUAUCUUCUCUAAUAAACAAUAGCCGAACGCUCUACUGCCGAAAUUGUUAUCCUUCGUGCGAGGGUAACACAUAUAUAGCUAGCAGUUAUGUUCUUGAUUUGACACCGGAUGACUUCGGUAAAUUCUCACGUUACAACGUCAACUCGACAACUUACAGUCUUCUUCAUAUGUAUUUCGGAAAAAGCGAAAUAACGUGUUUGAAGCAAGACAAAAGCUACCGAUGGUACGAGUAUUUGAGCGAUGCCGGUGGCAUUUGCGGAUUCUUUAUUGGCUUUAGUCUGAUCAGUGUUAUCGAAAUCGUUUACUUCAGCGCACUCUUCUUUUUGGAAUUGUUGGGACACGAACCUGACCUCGAAGCUGAUAAAGAAGAUGAACAAAUUUCGCAUAACCAGCUACCGAUACCAACCGUGUACUGGAGCGAGUUAUUGCCACGUUCGAAAAUUAGAAUAAGAGAACCUAAAUAAU
Hylaeus anthracinus is the source of this 1824-nucleotide messenger RNA. RefSeq names its product pickpocket protein 28-like. Gene Ontology annotation, biological process: sodium ion transmembrane transport. The record is from RefSeq and is a predicted model, not a curated record. The coding region runs from base 705 to 1823 and encodes 372 amino acids. NCBI's taxonomy places the organism in Eukaryota, Metazoa, Arthropoda, Insecta, Hymenoptera, Colletidae. The transcript has 5 exons. Gene Ontology annotation, molecular function: ligand-gated sodium channel activity. Gene Ontology annotation, cellular component: membrane.